AUGGCGCCCGCCAGACCAUUGAAGCGCCAAAAGACCAACCCAACUCAGGAACUGCACCCAGAGACGACGGCUCAACAGCAGGCUCAACAGGCUCAGCAGGCACAGCAGGCCGCCAGCGUCUCUCUUCCCCCAAAUACUCCUCCCGCUUCAAGCCCUUCGACUCCAAAACAAGACCAAAGAUCGUCAUGGCUCGUUCGAACCUGGCCUCGCAAGGCUCCUCCUCUCACCCAGACGCAUCGUGAGAGUGUCUCAUCCACCUCCACAUCCCCCAAUGCGGCUCCAUCUAUCACUACGCCGACGGCUCAGGAGAUGACCUUGCCACAAAAGGAGAAAAUAAAGUCCCAGAGAUCGCCCUCGUUAGCAAUGACGCUGGGGAAAUCAACCUCAAACCGCUCCCUUCCUAUCGAUGCCACCACUACUCUUGUCUACGCCACUCCAGAAGCUGCCAGCUCUUUAGGCAAAAGGGAAUCACAGCCAGAUUUGCCCACUAAGACCAAGAAUACCGGAAGUGCGCCUACGACGGCAGGAGAUGAGGAACAGCGACCAGAGAAGAUGGAUGGUAGUCCAGCCCUGCCAGAGGUAGCGUCAGAGCCAACACCAGAGACUUCAAAACCCCCUGAACCUCCUCAGCAAGUGCCAGAAUCUCAAAGUAUGUGGUUUAGUUGGCUAGGUAGAAGAGACGGCAAUUCAGCGAAACCUGCAGAAGUGCAACUACCAUCACAACCACCUCCCAAGCCUGUAGAGGAGCCUGAAAUCACUCCAGCGGUCGAGACAUCUGCGGGGCCCGUAAAUCCUCCACAGGAAAUGCAAGAGCAAGCGAAACCAAUUUCUACAAACACCAACAAUAAAAGGAGCUGGUAUCAAAUGUGGAGCAGCGGUGAUCAACCCCCUGGCGGAUCAACAAAGCAGGCAGAACCUUCAUCCGAGCCACCACAGCCCAGUACCGUGGAAACGGCUGAGAACUCAGAAGUUGCAAAGAAACAGACAGAGAACCUCGACAUUCCACCGCCCAAGACGCCCAAGACAAAAUCGGGGUCUCAAGCUUCGUCCCUCGAAACCUCACCACCACCACAACUUCCGGGGGACGGAUCCAAGUCUUCAGGAUGGGUGUUUUGGUCUCGAGAAAAGAAACGCCCUGAGUCUACGAAAUUAGAGAAUGAGCCCCAUGUCGGCGAAAUUGCAAUAUCAAAUACACCUUCGCAGACCCGGCCGAAACGAGCCUCCAUCAGUCUACAUGACGACGCUGCAAAACCCGUGGUAAAGCCAUCUCCGCAAGGACAGUCAAACAAGACCACAGGACAGAAACCCAUCGGAACAAAGCAACAGCCAGUGACAGAGGAGAAGCGCACCCCAAAAACCCAGAAGAAAGCUGUCCCCGCGAAACAGGAACCCUUGACCACCAAAGCUGAAUCAUCCAAUGCAACGGCCAUUGCGCGGGAACCCGCCAAAGCUCCAACACCUUGCCCAGCGUCCCCAGCACCUUCGAAAAAAGAAAAUGAAGACAGGAAUUUGCUCCUUCCCCUACUCAAGAACACGCUCACCUUAGAAGAACAACCCUCGCUACUCCAGCAACUAGCGCGCCUCCUCUACUACACCAAAGAAUCUACUCAGUUAAACCACCUCUCCCUGGUAAGAGAGCCGCCUCGAAUAAACAACGCCCUGGCAAUUGGCGUUCACGGCUAUUUUCCUGGUCCCAUGGUUCGAUCGCUUAUAGGCCAACCCACCGGCACCAGCAUCAAAUUCGCCGAAAAGGCGGCACAAAACAUUCGAAAAUACACAAAAUCUCAGGGUUACGAAUGUGAAGUCAAAACCGCAGCAUUGGAAGGCGAAGGACGCAUUGCCGAACGUGUCGAAUUGUUAUGGAAACUCCUCCUGAACUGGAUCGACGAGAUUCGAAGAUCCGACUUCGUCAUGAUCGCAGCCCAUUCUCAGGGUGUCCCUGUGGCACUAAUGCUCGUGGCCAAACUUAUACAUUUCGGCUGUCUCUCGUCGACUGCCCGUGUGGGGGUCUGCGCCAUGGCCGGUGUGAAUAUGGGUCCGUUUCAGGACUACAGAUCCCCCUGGAUAACGGGUUCCGCUGGAGAGUUGUUCGAAUUCACAGACCCUGCCUCCAAGGUGUCCAAAGACUACAUGGCCGCCAUCUCCGACUGCCUGAAAUUUGGAGUUAAAGUCACCUUUGUGGGGAGCAUCGACGACCAAUUGGUAUCCAUGGAGUCAUCAAUCUUUGCACCACUGACACAUCCACACAUCUACCGCGCGGUCUCGAUCGAUUCGAGAAUCCACGCUCCCAACUUUCUGAGUAAUCUUGUGGGAUUUGUGUUAAAAUUGAGGAACGUGGGUGUGCCGGAUCACGGAUUGAUCAGAGAGCUGUCCUCGCCGCUGGCAGGGUCUUUGUACACUGGAGAAGGUCAUUCAAGACUGUAUGAAGACGACGCCGUGUACCAUCUCGCCAUUGCCUUUACCCUGGAGACAACCUCUACUAAAGACGUCGCUAUAUCCAGCUCGAAGCGACAGGCUCUCUCGACGACCGGUGGCGGCGGCAGCGGUAGCGGCGGCAGUAGCACCAGCGCGACCACGAAUCCAUAUAUCCUCCCGUUCGCGAUGCGCGGAAUCCUCGAAGAAGACAUCGUGAAGAAGGAACUCCGAGAUGAAGCGAGACAGCUGCUCGAACAGUUUGACGAGUGGGAACCGAAAACCAAAGUGUUGAAGGACGUCAAGUUCAGGCUCGAGGGCAUCAGGUCGCAGUUGUACUAA
This is a messenger RNA of Cladophialophora bantiana CBS 173.52, 2754 nucleotides long. RefSeq lists its product as uncharacterized. The coding region runs from base 1 to 2754 and encodes 917 amino acids. The record is from RefSeq and is a predicted model, not a curated record. The transcript has 2 exons. Lineage: Eukaryota; Fungi; Ascomycota; Eurotiomycetes; Chaetothyriales; Herpotrichiellaceae.